This is a messenger RNA of Lates calcarifer (barramundi perch), 7965 nucleotides long. RefSeq names its product aryl hydrocarbon receptor 2 (gene ahr2). Gene Ontology annotation, biological process: regulation of transcription by RNA polymerase II. The record is from RefSeq and is a predicted model, not a curated record. The coding region runs from base 452 to 3553 and encodes 1033 amino acids. The transcript has 11 exons. Gene Ontology annotation, cellular component: nucleus; aryl hydrocarbon receptor complex. Lineage: Eukaryota; Metazoa; Chordata; Actinopteri; Centropomidae. Gene Ontology annotation, molecular function: nuclear receptor activity; protein dimerization activity; transcription cis-regulatory region binding.
ACCGCGACGGGAGCGCGCGUCGGCAGCAGCAGCAGCAGCAGAAACAACCCUGUCAAAUCACAACGGAGGUGACGCGCAGGCAGAGGAGUUACAUAAAAAUCCUCCGAGGACUUUUCGAGCUCUUUUUCGCGUCUAAAAGUCACCGCAUCCACCGAGAACCGGGGGGAAGUACUUAACCGUCGGAAUCAUGAGAAGUUGUGACAGCCUGUAAACGUCUCACGGGCGUUUGGAGUAGCUAAGGAAAACAAAAAGUCGUUUUUUUCUUACGCAGCCGAGGAGCGUAAAGGGGGAUUUCUGCUUAUUUUCUGUCUCGUAUUUUUUGCCGUUUUUUCUUUAAGGGAUUUUUUUUUAAAAACCAAAACCUCUGAACACGUCUGGACCUGUUAACGUGAAAAAAAAACCGGGGAUAAAGCCACUUUUUUUUUCCUCCUCACUUUGCUGUGAAUUCACCAUGCUGCCGAGCACGGCGCUUUACGCGGCGAAGAAACGGAAGAAGCCGGUCCAGAAAAUCCCCAAACCUCCACCUCCCGAUGGCGCCAAGUCCAACCCGUCCAAACGCCACCGCGACAGGCUCAACAGCGAGCUGGACAAGCUCACCAGCCUGCUGCCCUUCACCGAGGAGGUCAGGGCUCGGCUCGACAAGCUGUCUGUCCUCCGCCUCAGCGUCGGCUACCUGAAGGUCAAGAGCUUCUUCAAAGCCACCAUGAAGAAAAGCCAGAAUGGCUCCAGCUGGACGAGCGAGCGGAGCCUGAUGUUCGGGGGGAGCGUCCCGAACGCGCUGACGCCUCCGUCCUCCACCUCCACCUCCUCUCCCUCCAUGACCUUCACCUCCCAGGUGACCUCCAUCGACGGAGUAGGCUUCUCUGAGGGAGACCUGCUGCUCCAGGCGCUGAAUGGCUUCGUGUUGGUGGUGACGGCUGAAGGUUACAUCUUCUACACGUCCCCGACCAUCCAGGACUUCCUCGGCUUCCACCAGUCGGACGUCGUCCAUCAGAGUGUGUUCGAGCUGAUCCACACAGACGACCGAGCUCUCUUCAGACGACAGCUUCACUUUGCCCUCAACCCGACCACCAGCAACCAGGACGGCACCGCACAGAGCACCAGUGAGCAGAGCUCUGCAGAUAUCAGCAGCAGUGUGAUGACCUACGAGCCCGAGGCCGUCCCUCCAGAAAACUCGUCUUUCCUGGAGAGAAACUUCUGCUGUCGGUUUCGCUGCCUGCUUGACAACUCGUCUGGCUUCCUGGCCCUGAACUUCCGCGGCCGCCUCAAGUUCCUCCACGGUCAGAACCGGGUGUCUGAGGACGGGACGCUGGUGCCCCCUCAGCUCGCCCUGUUCGCCAUCGCCACACCACUGCAGCCGCCAUCCAUCCUGGAGAUCCGCACCAAGACGCUCAUCUUCCAGACCAAACACAAGCUGGACUUCACGCCCAUGGGCAUCGACACCAGAGGGAAGGUGGUUCUCGGUUACAAUGAAACUGAGCUCUGUACGAAGGGUUCAGGAUACCACUUCAUCCACGCUGCCGACAUGAUGUACUGCGCCGACAACCACAUAAGAAUGAUAAAAACCGGAGACAGCGGUUUGACCGUCUUCAGGCUGCUGGCCAAAACCGGGACGUGGGUCUGGGUGCAGGCCAACGCCAGGCUGGUGUUUAAAGGAGGGAAACCAGAUUUCAUCGUGGCGCGGCAGAGAGCUUUGACAAAUGAAGAAGGAGAAGAACAGCUACGCCUCAGACGCCUGCAGCUGCCGUUCAGCUUCACCACUGGAGAGGCGGUGCUGUACGACGUCACCCCGUCUGUUGAUAUGCCCGACCCGUGCUCCGCCCCGAAGCAGAGGAAGAUGGACGACUUCUCCGUCAGCCCCAACUCCCUCCUGGGCUGCAUACUGCGUCAGGACCAGUCUGUCUACUGUGAACACAACAGCGCCAACAACUUAAACUCCCUCAACGACGUCGCGUUCAAGGACACCCACGCCACUGUCAAUGUUCCCGGGGACAUCUGGCAGCACCCUUCGCCCAAAGCUGUCGUGGGAAGUCUGGUGAAGUCGGAGGCCACAGUCCAGGACAUGAUGGAGACCCUGCAGCAGAUCCUCGGGGACGACACCCUCACUGACGCCCUGGAUGUGGGACCGGACGAGCUGAAGAGCUGGGAGAGUACGCUGCUGAGGAUGAGCAUCAACAGCUGCGAGGUGAGCGAAGACCUGAACGAAAUUCUCAGCGAUGAUAUCCUGUCUUAUGUGGAGGAGCAGCUCCAGAGAGAGGGUGGCCUCAAGCUGCCAGAUCAGCUGAAUGACGUACCGGCCUGCCUCUCCACUCUGGACCUCCAGAACCAGGGUCCUGACCAAGCUGGGGAGCUGACCUUCAGCUGGCCUCUGGAGCCUCAGAACCUGCUGAUACCAAACAGAGUGCAAAUGAUGCCCGGACAACCGACUCCAGUCCUGGAGACAAUGAAACUGACCCACAUGGAUCUUCCUCAGUUGAGUUCUUCUGGUCUUAACGGUCCAACCCUUCAGCAGAUCGCCUCCCAGCAAUCGCUCCCCAAUUCUGUCGGUCUUGGCAACGUUGGCGCUCCAGUGACCUUUAACCCCACCCUGUCGGAGUCCUGUGCUCAAACACAGAAUCAGCUGAGGAGCUUACAAGUCAACAGCAAGGAAAACAACAACCUCGAAGCCUUCAGUCAGCUUCACCCCAGUCAAAUGCAGAACCACAUGCAGAUGAGGGCGCCCAACCUCCCGAUCGGCCUCCAGGACCAAAGCCAGGAAAGGAAGUUAAACCCUGUUUUCCACUUUCAGGGCAACCAGUGGAGCCCCCCUGUCCCCAACUCAAACCAAACGGACAGCUUUGUACAGACAUACACCCAAAAUAUUUCAAACAAAUCAGGUUUUACUGCAGAUUCCCCCUCCUCCAGCUGCUUGCAGGGCCGCUUUGCACUUCAGACACAAAAAAGUGAGAAUCAGAGACAGUCUUGGCCACUGGAGCAACAGCAACCGCAGCUGAUUUCAAGUGGGCCCCAACAAAUGGGCGCCUGCCUCAACCAAAUGUCAGGAUUUCAAAGGAAUCCUCUUCCUGGAGCCGUCGCGCCCCAAACCACUGUCAAUGGCAGGCCAAUGUUCAGGACUCCAGAGACUUCCAAUGUACUAUUUCCUGCUCAGCAGGACUUGGAGCUGCCACCUCUGGCGCCUCCUAACAGCUGUAUGUUCAGAAACGCCACCCAGUCUGUGCCUGUAAACGGAGUGCACCUCAGUCAGGCGCCCUCCUGCCAGCAAUUGGACCCAGCCGACAGCAACCACAUGCCCUCCAAGCCCUCCUGCCUCUAUCAGGGUCUUCCCGGAGGAGCAUCUGUGCCGGGGAUGACGGCGAUACCAAAUCCCGAUGAUGCAGCGCUGUCCUGCCAAAUGACUGCUGCUCUCGACUCGAACGGCCUGUUGGCGCAACAACAGCAGUAUCUUAACUUCAAUGAACAGACGCAGAUUAACAGCCGUCCAGUCGUCGGGAACGGAGAUUUCCCCUUCCCCUCGCUGCCCGAUGGGAUUGUAUACUACUCAGAGAACAAAUAGGAAAUCAGCCGCUGUGACUUCUUGACGGCAGAGGAUCCCAACUUGGACUGAAACGUCAGUUUAAACGAAACAAAAGACUCCCGUCUCAAAACAUGAACAUGGAAUAGACUGAAGAGCAGAAAUGUGCCCCAAACAGGACGAGGCGACAGAACAGGACGCCUCUCCGUCUUUUUUUUCUAAUUAGGAAACAGUGAUGGAAGAUUUAAAAGUUCAAGUCUGGAUUAGGAUAGCUGGUCUUUGGUUGAGGAAGAGAAGUAUCAAGAGGAAGAAGAAGAAAGCAGAAUCAAUUUGUUUUGUUAUGUUGAAGCUGGAUAUCAGAGAAGUUUGAAUUCCUUUCUUGGAGCUGGUUGGAUUGUACCAAAAAAAGAAAAAGGAUAACCUAAAUCAGUGAUUUGUUUUGUGCAAUCAUGAUCAAGUUUUCCAUCAUCUCAUCUGGCAAACCAGUUUCAGAAUGUGUGAUGAUUUUUCUGCCACGUCGGUAGAUGAAAAGCCAAUCAUCAAACAGCACUUGUUCCCAGGAAUUUGACCAAUGGAGAAGAACAUUUUAGUCUAUGAUUGGUUGCAUUGCAUUGCUUAGAUAAUUGACUGUGGUUGUCAUUUGUUUGGUGAUAAUAUUUAGGUGUAUUUGCUGCUCUUAAUCAGAGAAGUUAACCAGACAUGCAUGUGCCAAAACAGCCAAUCUGUCCUCAUCACUGCAGUCUUUUCUUGUGUAAAACCAAAACACUGUUAUGUCAAAACACAUGUUUCAUUAGAGCUGAAAUAAUUUGACAUUAAUUAGUCAUUUUUCAUUGGUUUUGGGUUCUAGACUCUCAUAUGUGGAUUUGCUUCAAUAUCUUCAAAUGAAAGCUGGAACCAGAAGAAAACUUAUAUUCAAAAUAACUUUACAAGAGCGCCACAGGGUGUAAUUCAACAAAUUUACAAUGUGGUUCAACUUAACUGUUAAACCUCUCCAAAUACAACAAAAGCAGCAAAUUCUGCUGAUUCUGCCUGAGUGGGUGGUUUUCCUCCAUUGGCCACAAGGGGCAAUGAGCAAAAAAAAUGGAGAUCCCAGCUUAAUCGGAUGAUAAAAGACUGAGAAUGAGAACUAACUGGUUGGUUUGAGACGUGUAUCUCUAUAUCUAAGCCUUACAGUUCCCACUGUGUUGGACUCAGUGGAUAAGACUACCCUAAACAUUGUUCCUAGACUGAUCGACCUGAAUGAAAGUUAAAAAGAAAGAACCCCUGAGACAACCUCCUGUUAAUCCUCUGCUGUCUCUGACGCACAAACACAUCGCACCUACUCCCCAUAAAUCUGUUUUCCACUUUGAGCUCUCAGAAGGAUGAAAUGUAUCUACUUAUUUUUUGUUUUGCUGUUUUUGUCCUUUUGAAAUUGCGUCUCAAUUAAGUUCAUUUCAACUCUUUACUGUCCCACUGAGGGAGAUUUGCUUUGCAGACAGGGUAUAUAUAUAUAUAUCUACAUAUAUAUAUAUACAUAUACAUAUAUAUAUAUAUGUAAACAUAUAUAUUAAAAAAAGAAACGCACAACAAAGUCAUGGCAUCGUCCUACUAACAGACAUUUAAGAUUUAAACAUGAGGUGAUUCAAUGAAAACAGCUGCUCGUUAGUGCAUCUUUUAUAUAUAUUUUAAAAGCAGUCAGAGCUUCGUCACUGAGCCAGUUUUGUUUCUUUAUUUUUCUUUUCUUUUAAAUAUUUCUGUGUUGUUUUCCUGUUGUAGAGGAAAAACAAACGCAGACGGUGCCUUAAACUGACAGACCUGUUUGAUACUUUAAAGGGACAGUCUGUUGCAAUUACAAAACAUUUCCAUCAGGAAUAUUAGCAAAAAUUGUUUGGUGGAAAUUCAUAUUUGAUAUAUGACAAAAACCAAAGUUAAACCUGCCCUUGCCUUAAAUUCACAAAGCCAGUUUUUUAAAAAUUUAUUUCACUAUUCCUUUAAAGUGUUGCCAAAGCUUAGUGAAGAGAAAAUAAUUCAUAAAUCCUAUGUCUUACACGACACUAAGAGCUUUACUACGAAAAGAGAUUCCUUAAGUGAGUUUUAUAUUUUAUUGAUAUUGGAAUAGAAAGUCAUUAUCAUGGCAUUUAAAUAAAUAAUAAUUCUAUAUUUUUAAUACAAAUUUUUAAAAACCAAAAGACCUGUCCUGUGUCUAAGUAGACUUACUCACUGCCUUUUUUUUUUUUGUUUUGAUCUGAGCUUCACACUAAACCUGAAAAUGAAAGACCAGGAUGUUUAUCAGCCUCCCUGUAAGAUACUGAUUGUGAGAGUGGAACCUUUUAUUAUUCAUAUUUUCCACAACAAAUUUCCGUCCUCUUCAUCUUUCCUCUUUCUGUCUUAUGGUUAAUUUAUCAACAUUCUUGCUCGGACUCGGGGGGAGGGGAGGUGUAUCGCCGAUCGUCCGGGCAGCAGAACACAGAAGUAAAACAGUUAAAGGCAGCUAUUAUAUAUUUUAAAUGAGGAAAAAAUGGAAAAAUUAACACUUCACAAGUUAAAAAAAGGGUGCCUUUUAAAUGAUCUCUUUUUUUGAUUGUCUGUGAUCUUACAAACACAAUUCAGCACUUAGAUUGAAAAGAAAACACCAUAAGAAAGCCUGAAACUGCGAGAAAUGUGCGUCGCACCCAGUCGCUUCAUCCAGUACUGAGCCGUAAAAUCUGCUUUUUUUAAGGCAAGUUUUGUGUCACUUAGUUUUUAGCACUUCUUAACCUUUUUGUAAACAGCACGUCUUGUUGAAUAGGUAAUUUGCAGCAGAUUUUAGCAGCUGCAAAAGACAAAAGUAGUGACAGCUAACUUGAAUACUUGACUUUAAUAAAUAGUCGGUAAAGCCAUCUGUGAUGCUUUAUUCUUGAGGAUACCAAAGGGACAAGUCAGAAUUCAGAUCCACUGUUGGAAAAUCCCAGUUUUUAUGGACAGUUUCAUGACUUUUAACGGUUGGUGGAGACUUCACACCGGAAAUGAAAACACAAAGAAUGAUUGUGGUCAUUGUUUCACUUAGUAAAACUAGAAUUAUGUUCAUGUCAUAAAGGAGUUACCGUUAAUAACAGUUUCCAACUUGUAAAUAUUGUUCAUGUCAACAUAAGUUGUACUUAAAACUGGGAAUGUUUUUCUUUUUCUGAAAGUUUCUUUCAUCUAUGGAUAGAAAAGCAAAUAACUCCAUUACUUAAGAUAAUGAAACCCAAAUUUAAAUGAUAUGGUUUGAUAUUAUCACUGCACAGUAUUUUUAACCCUCAAAUGUCCAAAUCUGCCGUCAUUCGGCAGCUGUUUUGAUAAUCAGUGAAUCGUUUCAAUCAAUUUUUAAGCAAAAAUUGUGGAAAAAAUGUCAAACUUUUUGUAGAAAUUGGUACUUUUCUUUGUCAGAUCAGAGUUUUCUAAUCAUAAUUAUAACUUGGAUGUUAACUAGAGUGCUAUUUACAAGUUGGAAAUUGCCUACACCAUAUGAUGUGAAUGUGGGUCUGAGGGCCAUUAAAUGGAAUUCUGGGUAAUGUAGUAAACCACUAAGUGCAGUAAAAGUAGAGGAGGCGGUGUUUUAUAAUUGCUUUGGCUCAGUUUAUACAGUGUAUUAUGCAUCAAAACAUUAUAUUAACUGUCGCUUCACUCUGUUGUUAUUGUUUGAUGCUGUCAAACAGUAAUAUAUUUCCAUGUAAUGAGCAUUUGUGUUUUGCAUUUUGUAUUCAAAGGUAAGAAUUUAGCAUUUCUAUGGAAACAGAGCCAAAGCAGUUGUGAAACAGUGUAAAUUGUAAUAAAGCCACUGCAUCGUAACAUCAGCAGUGAGCUAAAAGGACAUUUUUGGCAAUUUGGCAGUGUUAUUCAGUGCUACAACUGAACAGUCCAUUCACCAAAAAAUAGACCCAAAAUCAUCACAGAUGGAUGGUGUUCAACAGAGGCUGAAUAUUUAAGACUCAGUACAAAAUGAAGCGUUUUAUUUUGAAGGUGUGUGAUUUUCCGCAGUGCACUUCUUCACAUCUCUUCUCUUUUAAAUCUAGAGUACUUUGAGUCAGAGACUUUUUCUCACAAAGUAUUCUGCAUAUAGAAAUAUAAAUAUAUCUUGUCGCUUUCCUCUAGAUUUUAAAGAAAAUUAAGCCAUUAUACUUUUUUAAAAAUAAACCCAAGGCUCCAAAAUGCAGUAUCUUUGUGUACCUGUAUAUAAAUAUCUAUAUUUGUCUUUAUUUUUCAAAAUACGUAUUGUCAUAUAUUAUGUAUCUUAAUAUCAUAUUGGCUUAAUCUGACCCACGCCUAUUGUUUUUUGUACAUUGUCUGCACAGCAUAUACAUAUGUAUCCUCUUGUUAUGAUGUUUUGUUUUUGUAACUUUUCGACUUAUUAUAUCUUGUGGAUUUGUUUUCAAUAUUUUGCUUCUAACAGUGUAUAAGUGUUUGAGUCAUUAUGUUCAUGCUCACCAUAUUAAAGGUGAUGUGAUCAACAUACA